AUGAAUACUUAUACUCAAGAAGCACAAAACAUUAGAUAUUCAACACAACAAAUACCACAACAAUUUGCGCAACAAGAACCCUACCAACAAGAAGAGUAUAGUGUUCCUCCUUCUUUGACUCAAAGUGAGCAAGACCCAAUGGUCGCUCACGCUAUAGCUCAAAACACAACUUAUAACUUCCCCACAACCCCAGACCCUUCUGUUUCAACGUACGUUGUUCCACCAUCACAGGGAUUCACUCCAUUUCAUCAAAGCUCUCACCUUCCACAGAACAAAAGAGACGAACAAAACAAUGCGACUCCCGUGGAGCAAAAAGUGCAAAGCACAUACCUUACUGAUAUGGGUUCAGUAAAAACAGAAAAUUAUGACACGAACCAAGUACAUCCUGAAAACUCGGGUUUUGUAGAAGUAAAAGAAACUCAAGGAAAUAAUCUUUCUUCUGAGCAGUACAUCGAUUUGGCGACAAAAUUAGAACAUAUUGAGACUAUACCAGAAAACGAAAUUAUGGAUGACGACGACAGCAGAGUUAUAGUGGUCAAAUUGAUGCUUGUGGGGAUAGUAUUAUACCCCAUUUACAUAGUGAUCUUUGCUCUUUUCAACAACAGCAGUGACAAGCGCGUGAGGAUUCUUUCUUUUGUGUCGAUGGGCCUCUUCUUGUUCAUGCUUAGCCUUUACAUCACACUCUUCUUCCUCUGCGUUUAUGUCUUUUAA
This is a messenger RNA of Entamoeba invadens IP1, 711 nucleotides long. RefSeq lists its product as hypothetical. The transcript has a single exon. Bases 1 to 711 code for a protein of 236 amino acids. NCBI's taxonomy places the organism in Eukaryota, Evosea, Mastigamoebida, Endamoebidae. The record is from RefSeq and is a predicted model, not a curated record.